Messenger RNA from Rhinichthys klamathensis goyatoka, 1288 nucleotides. RefSeq names its product U6 snRNA biogenesis 1 (gene usb1). Lineage: Eukaryota; Metazoa; Chordata; Actinopteri; Cypriniformes; Leuciscidae. Bases 121 to 978 code for a protein of 285 amino acids. Gene Ontology annotation, molecular function: 3'-5'-RNA exonuclease activity. The transcript has 7 exons. The record is from RefSeq and is a predicted model, not a curated record. Gene Ontology annotation, biological process: U6 snRNA 3'-end processing. Gene Ontology annotation, cellular component: nucleus.
ACGCUGUGAAGAAGCCGGACCAUCGGAAGCGCUUUGCGCAUGACAAUAAGAGUGUCGUCACGUAUCUGAGAUGGUAUUUUUAAUCAUCUGUUGCAGUUUUUAAGAUUUUUCGGCCUUAACAUGAUUGUCAAUUACAGUAGUAGCAGUUCUGAAGAUGAAACUGAAAACUCUUCAAAAAAUGAUUCCUCACCUUCAAGGAAAAGAGGAAAACUUGACAAUGAAAGCAGCACCAGUGAACCUUUGGAUCUUGGGUCUGUUAAAAGCAAAGCAGGCAAAUCAGCCCACCUGACACCUCGUCUGCCUCUUCCCGAGAGUGUAAGGGAGAUGUUCGGAGAAUCAGAAGAAAAGUGGACCGAUAAAAGUGAUGAGCAUGGAGGGCGAAUGCGGUCCUUCCAGCACGAGCGGGGCAACUGGGCUACAUACAUGUUCUUUCCUUAUGACCCUGAGGAGGCCUUUCUGGAGGUGCUAAAUGAAAUGAUGCUGGUUGCGGCAGCCCACGGCAUCCCUCUGGCCCUAUCUGAAGAGUUUCACCUCAGUCUCUCAAAGACAGUGGUUCUGCGGCAUCACUGGAUUCAACCGUUCAUCCAGUCCAUUCGGACUGGUGUGACACAUUUCCAGAAGUUUUUCUGCUUGGCUGAUAAACUGAUGGUGUAUUCUAAUGCUGAAAAGACUAGUUCAUGCAGGACAUUCCUUGGUUUGGAAAUCUCCACUGGAAAAACUCAGUUGCUUGAGCUCAUCAAAAUACUGGAUCAAACCAUGAAAGAAUUCAACCUCAGCACCUUUUAUAAGGAUCCUUCUUUCCACAUAAGCCUUGCUUGGUGUGUGGGUGACCACACGGAAAGCCUAAAAAAGGCAUGUUUAUCAGAAUUGCAGAGUCUCAUUGACGCUCAUGAAGAUGGGCCUUUUCACAUACGGCUCAACUGCACAGAGCUUCGCUGCAAAACGGGAAAUAAAGUCUUUCUUUUCUCCCUCCAAUGAUCGUGAAACUAUGGAAGCUUCUUUCUGCCACAGAAUAAAAAUAUAAAAAAGCUAAUUGCGACUUUCUCACAAUUGACUUUUUUUCCUUGUUUAUAUCUCAAUUCGAACAAGAUAUAAACUCACAAUUCUCAGAAAAAGUCAAAAUUGUGAGAUUUACACUUGCAACUAUGAGCAAGGUCAGAAUUGUGCGAUAAAGUCAGAAUAAGCUUUUUUAUAUUUUUAUUCUGUGAAAUAAGCUUCCAUAUGAAACACUGUUUAGUAGUGAUGUGGAUUUUGAGGUUUUCCUAAUAUAAUGAAAGUUUUGAACCAA